ACAAUGGAUAAUUUGAUAUCAUUGGUGAACAAAAUACAGAGGGCCUGUACGGCCCUUGGUGAUCACGGCGAUGAAAGCGCGUUGCCUACACUUUGGGACUCUUUACCCGCCAUUGCCGUCGUCGGUGGCCAGUUAGCGUUGAAUUCCUCUGUAAUACACGGCAAGGGCCCAUUGUUUGUUGUAUGUAGCAUUUUGACUCCAAAAGGCCCAAUCACAUGGCCCAUAUAAAGCCAUACCCAUACUUUAGAAAGUCUUGGGAGACUUGGACGUUGAUGACCAAUAGAGAAAAAUUUCCCUCCAUAACGACAUGACUCGUCGUCGGAGUAAGAGCUUGUCUCUCUUAACGACUGCCGUUCGCAGCUAUACUCUUCGUGCUCUCAGAUUAUACAAAGAUGCAGGGGCCACCAGCAGCGCCAUUUCUUUUCACUUAUCUGCUUAUGUUUAUGUUUAUGUUUCACUUUUCGAUCUUAAGAUUACAUUUUUGUUUAAAUCAUCUAAAUAUAACUUAUGAAUCUUCGCUUAAAAAUCAGGAUUAGCUAGUCUAGCAAUUAGAAUACGUUAUUUUUACUUUUAUGCUUUUAGACCUGGCGUUCAGAUUGAAUUUUGUUGGAACUUGUAAAAUUCAAGUUAAUUCAAUUGGUCUACUCUCCCAUCUACCAGUUUUUCAAUUCCAAAAGACAACUAUUUCUGGGCAUAAGUUACAACUCUUCUUGGGGAAUGGAAAUCAUUUUCAGGACCUGUUGUAUUUAAUAAUCUAUAGCUUUCAUUGUUUACAGAGUUCUGGAAAAUCUUCAGUGCUGGAAAGCAUUGUUGGAAAAGAUUUUUUACCUCGUGGGGCAGGGAUUGUUACACGGCGUCCUCUUGUACUGCAGCUUCAUAGGAUCGAUGAAGGAAGAGAGUAUGCUGAGUUUAUGCACCUCCCAAGAAAGAAAUUCACCGAUUUUGCUGCUGUGAGGAAGGAGAUCUCUGACGAGACUGAUAGAGAGACUGGCCGCACCAAACAAAUCUCUACUGUUCCUAUCCAUCUUAGCAUCUAUUCCCCUAAUGUUGUAAAUUUGACAUUGAUCGAUCUUCCUGGUCUUACUAAAGUAGCUAUUGAUGGUCAACCUGAAAGCAUUGUGCAAGACAUUGAUAACAUGGUUCGGUCAUACAUUGAAAAGCCCAACUGUAUUAUUCUGGCAAUUUCUCCUGCCAAUCAAGAUCUUGCUACUUCAGAUGCAAUUAAGAUAUCUCGAGAAGUUGAUCCUAAAGGGGAGAGGACAUUUGGCGUUCUGACAAAGAUCGAUCUUAUGGACAAGGGUACUGAUGCAGUUGAUAUUUUGGAAGGAAAAUCGUAUAAACUACAGUUUCCUUGGAUUGGUGUUGUUAAUCGCUCACAAGCUGAUAUCAAUAAAAGUGUGGACAUGAUUGCUGCUCGACGUAGAGAACGAGAGUAUUUUCAACAAAGCCCAGAGUACCGGCAUCUUGCUCAAAGGAUGGGCUCUGAGCAUUUAGGAAAGAUGCUUUCUAAGCAUUUGGAACAAGUCAUCAAGUCUCGAAUUCCCGGCCUUCAAUCUCUUAUCAACAAAACCAUUCUUGAACUAGAAGCAGAAUUGAGCCGUCUUGGGAAACCUGUUGCUACUGAUGCUGGGGGAAAAUUAUACAUGAUCAUGGAAAUCUGUCGUUCAUUUGACCAAAUAUUUAAAGAAUGUCUUGAUGGCAUACGUUCUGGUGGUGACAAGAUUUAUUCUGUGUUCGAUAAUCAGUUACCAGCUGCUUUGAAAAGGUUGCAGUUUGAUAAACAACUUUCAUUGGACAAUGUAAGAAAGCUAAUAACUGAAGCUGAUGGAUACCAGCCGCAUCUAAUAGCUCCUGAACAAGGUUAUCGCCGUCUUAUUGAAUCUACUGUGGUUACUAUCAGAGGUCCUGCUGAGGCAGCUGUAGAUGCGGUCCACGCCAUACUGAAGGAACUGGUUCAAAAGUCUAUCAGUGAGACCAUGGAACUAAAACAGUAUCCAACUCUGAGAGUGGAAGUGAGCAAUGCUGCUAUUGAAUCAUUGGAACGGAUGAGAGAAGAAAGCAGGAAAGCAACUUUACAGCUUGUUGAUAUGGAAUGCUGUUACUUGACCGUAGAAUUUUUCAGGAAGCUUCCUCAGGAUAUUGAGAAGGGUGGAAAUCCUACACAUUCAAUUUUCGAGAGAUAUAAUGAUUCAUAUCUUAGGCGGAUUGGAAGUAAUGUCUUGUCAUAUGUGAACAUGGUUUGUGCAAGUUUAAGAAACUCCAUUCCAAAGUCUGUUGUGUAUUGUCAAGUGCGGGAAGCAAAACGCUGUUUACUUGAUCAUUUCUUCGCAGAGCUGGGACGGAAAGAAAAAAAUCAGUUGUCUUCUUUGUUGGAUGAGGAUCCAGCAGUGAUGCAGCGAAGAACCAACAUUGCAAAGAGAUUGGAGCUGUAUAGAAGUGCUCAAACAGAGAUAGAUGCAGUAGCAUGGGCCAAGUAGAUAACAGUUUUUUCUUUUUUCUUUUUUAUGAAAUUUGGAUUCAAUUUUGUAACUCACGACUAGUAAAUUCCUUAUAGCUUAUUUUUGCCACAGCUUUUACAGCUUAAAUUUUUUUUUUUUUUUU
Jatropha curcas is the source of this 2601-nucleotide messenger RNA. It is a transcript of the gene DL1B, whose product is annotated as DYNAMIN-like 1B. Gene Ontology annotation, cellular component: microtubule; cytoplasm; membrane. The record is from RefSeq and is a predicted model, not a curated record. Gene Ontology annotation, molecular function: GTP binding; microtubule binding; GTPase activity. Lineage: Eukaryota; Viridiplantae; Streptophyta; Magnoliopsida; Malpighiales; Euphorbiaceae.